AUGGUGGAUCUUGGUGGACUUGUGGCUACUAACUCUUACCUGUUUGCGAUGUUUGCCCGAGACACCUUCCGCCCCAUUACUUUGCCAAUAUGCUUAAUCCAGUAUUAUGCCUUGAAUGCUCACAGUAACCUCCUCAUUUGUACAGUCACCGCCAUGGCAAUUGACAGGUACUGUUUCAUCUGCCAGCCAUUUCAUUACGAAAGAAAAAUCACAAAUAGGCUAACAAUCAGAAUCCUGAGCAUUUCCUGGGUUUUUGCAGCUGUUUAUCCCAUGAUUUAUGGGCUUACAUUUGUUGGGCAAAAGUCUUGCCAGCUUGCUCAUUCCUGCAGCUUCUUUUGCACUCCUUCUUCUCUGGAAGACAUUUUGUGUUCCAAGGAUUUGUCUGUGUACGCCAAACUCUACCGGCUCACCAUAAUGGCUCUUCACCUUCUAGGGUCUUUUUCUCUGGUUGGUUUUUCCUACAACAGGAUUCUGAAAGUAUCAAGAACCAUGAACCACUGUAACUGCUCCAGAGAAUCGCUCACCACAGCCGCCACUCAUGGUUUAGUGCUAGCCAUUUUCUAUGCGUCAUUGGUGUUUUUUAUAGUGACAGGAAGUCUAGAAGUCAAAGAUCCCCUUAAAGAGAACCUCUUGUCCACGCUAAGGGCCAUUUCUGACCUUGUUUAUUUCAAUGUGCCUUCCAUUUUCAACCCCAUAAUCUACGGUUUGAGAAACAGAGAUAUAAGGGCAGGAGUGAUUAAGUUGCUGAGGCUACAACACAUACUGGGUGCCUAA
This is a messenger RNA of Podarcis muralis (Common wall lizard), 774 nucleotides long. Its product is annotated as olfactory receptor 1L8-like. Gene Ontology annotation, molecular function: olfactory receptor activity; odorant binding. The record is from RefSeq and is a predicted model, not a curated record. Lineage: Eukaryota; Metazoa; Chordata; Lepidosauria; Squamata; Lacertidae. Gene Ontology annotation, biological process: G protein-coupled receptor signaling pathway; detection of chemical stimulus involved in sensory perception of smell. Gene Ontology annotation, cellular component: membrane.